AAAAAUGUAGUAUAUAUGUUUUGAGUUAUGUGAAAUACACUUCGGGGAAUAAUAAUGUUGGUAAAAAAAAUUCUUAUACACAUUUGAAACUGGUGUGUUAAUAAUUAAACAACCUAAAUAGAGUCCCGCACCUUCAUAAGUAUUUUGGCCCUCCGUGCUUUCACUACAAUGUCAAAACAAGGAAGGAAAAAGGAGAUUGGCAUUCACUAUGGGAAAAAAGGAGCCAAAGAAAAACACAAAACAAAUUCUUCAGUUGUAGGGGAGAAGCUAACGAAGAGAAGGGACAUGACACAACCAGAGAAUAAUAACAUAUAUAGCAUUGCUAUGAUAGCUUUACUUGUAGCUGUUUUUGUUGCACCACUUACGGCAGAGUCGAAAUUUGCUGCUCAUCAUCGGAAGAACUUCGCUUUGAAGAUGGACCAGGCGCUGCUGACAGUCAGCAACGAGCUGAACUCCAGUGUAUUGGUUUCAUGGAAGUCGGAGCGCUGCUACCAGUGUUUGUAUCAGCAACUCGGAGCGGUGGAUGGAGCGUCCAGCCCUGGCCAGCCGAGUUCUGCCAACUUCACUGUGAGCACGCAGCAUGAAGUGACGCUACAGAUCAACAAUACCAGCAACAACAAUGAGCUUUGCAAUGUCCAGUUCCACUUUGGUGAACAUGGGAACUACACUCUAUGGAUGAAAAAUCUGAACGGCUCAGAUCAGGUCAAUUGCUCCAUUGUGACAGACGCCGUCCCGGUAAACAACUACAUACCGAUUUUGGUGGCUUUUUUUGUUUUUGUCGGACUGGCCUUGAUGUUUGCUGUUGGAAAAAGAAUAAUGAGGUUUGACGCAGUAAAGCGUUUCGCCAUCCGAAUCGGUGGAUCCAUGGAGACUGAGAGACUCAUCAACUCGGAACUCGGCUCUCCUCGGACUGACGCCCCGAUUACUGACAACAUCCUUCCUCCUCCUCAGAGUCCCAGCAAACGGCUUCGAUCUCUGGAUACUUUCAGAGGCAUUUCUUUAGUGAUUAUGGUGUUUGUAAACUAUGGAGGAGGACGAUACUGGUUCUUCAGACACGAAAGCUGGAAUGGUCUUACAGUGGCUGAUCUCGUGUUUCCAUGGUUUGUGUUCAUCAUGGGCACGUCCAUCGCUCUGUCUGUCAACUCCCUGUUGCGCGCCGGCUUGACCCGAGGCUCUCUGCUCAGGAAGAUAGUAUGGAGGAGCAUCCAGCUCUUCCUCAUCGGCGUCUUCAUCAUCAACCCAAACUACUGCCAGGGUGCACUGUCUUGGGAUAACUUGAGGAUACCUGGCGUGCUGCAGCGACUUGCCUUCUCAUACCUGGUCGUUGCCAGUUUGGACUUAAUGGUGGCGAGAGGUCAUCUGGACAUCCUCCAAACAGAUGCGUGGUGGUCUCCUUUCCUGGACGUUCUGCUGUACUGGCCAGCCUGGGUGGUCGUGCUUCUUCUGGAAGUUCUCUGGUUGUCCAUGACUUUCCUUCUUCCUGUACCCGACUGCCCAACAGGAUAUCUCGGGCCAGGCGGGAUUGGAGAUAUGGGCCUGUACACCAACUGUACCGGCGGAGCUGCUGGUUUUAUCGACCGCUGGCUGCUGGGAGAAAAACACAUCUACCAGACUCCCUCAUCACGGGUCAUUUAUUUCACUCAAAUGCCGUAUGACCCGGAGGGGGUUCUCGGGAGCAUCAACUCUGUCCUCAUGGCUUUUCUUGGAUUACAGGCUGGAAAAAUUAUCUUGCACUACCGGGAUCUCCCUACAAGCAUCAUGUCAAGGUUCCUCAUAUGGGGUCUCUUCAUGGGAGUCAUUUCAGCCAUUCUGACCACGUGUUCCACAGAUCGGGGUUUCAUCCCUGUCAACAAGAACCUUUGGUCACUCUCUUAUGUGACAACAUUGGCUUGCUUUGCUUUUGUGCUGCUCGUCCUGGUCUACUACACAGUGGAUGUAAAGAAAUGGUGUAUGAACUCCAUCCUUGUGUACGUCGGUCACGAAGUGUUUGAGGACUACUUCCCCUUCCGCUGGCGCAUGAUUAACAGCCAAUCCCACACCGAACACCUCAUCCAGAACCUUUUUGCAACCUGCUGUUGGAUUUUUAUCUCCUACAUUCUCUACAGAAAGAAGAUUUUCUGGAAAAUUUAAUGAAGGACCACAUAGAUCAACAGCGCACAAAGAAAGCAGGGGACAUUGUUUACGUCAAAACAGCUUGAUAUUAACUGAGAAAAUUCAAAAAUUGUGGCAAAAGUAGUGACACACCAGUUCAGCUCUUUUAUUUGUAGUUAGUUUAUGAAUAUCUUUCCCUUUCUUGUACAAUUUGUUUUUGUCUUUUAAACACUGCAUAAUCAUGAAUGUCUUACUCUAAAUACCAAUCUCCUCUUGAAAAAAUAGGUCACUUUUAAAGCAUUAUGGAAAGCCCUGCCAAAAACUGAUUCAGGAAAAAACCAUUUUGUUCAUUUGUUUUCUAACUUCACGCUAUAAAUGAAGUCAAAAGAUUACUACAGGAGUUCUAUAACACUAUUUAUUCUUAUAAAAGCAACAUACAUUAUCCUGGGUUGUAGGGAAAGUAUAGAAUGUCAGAUAAAGAUUUAAACUUGUUUUGGAGUUUGUUUCACAUCAUGAAAAAUGCUGAGGCAGUUUUUUUUUUUUCUGUUGAAAUAGGUGAAAAAUAAUACACUGAACUACCUUUUCUUCCAGAAAAUUAAUAGCUAAAGAGCUAUAAGGUUUUAUAUCCUGAAUUUAAAGAACUCUUGUUUUUUUAUCCACACUCAAUGUGUAUAUUUGAGACAAGAACUUUUUUUAAACAAACCUUAAAAACAUGAUGAUAAAUGUGUAUUUUAUCCAAAUGCUGUCUAAGAUUUGUCUAGUACUGUUCAAGUUGAUUCCAACAUUUUUUAAAACUUUUAGAAAUGUAAUUUUUACAUAUUCUGACUUUGAAAAUAAUAUUUAAUAAAGGUUAAUAAAUCAAUUCAUCGAGUUA
Oryzias melastigma (Indian medaka) is the source of this 2965-nucleotide messenger RNA. RefSeq names its product heparan-alpha-glucosaminide N-acetyltransferase (gene hgsnat). NCBI's taxonomy places the organism in Eukaryota, Metazoa, Chordata, Actinopteri, Beloniformes, Adrianichthyidae. The record is from RefSeq and is a predicted model, not a curated record.